AUGAAAGGGAUAAAAUUUGGUGUUUCUCCCGCAAAGCACCGCAGGAAGGAAAUGGUGUUCGACCCGAACCCGCUAUCCCUCAGCGUGCCCGAACCCGCUUUCGAGUCGUGGCUCCGCGACUCCGGCUACCUCGAAGUCCUCGACCAGCGCACCACCGACCUCCACCGCCUCUCCGCUGCCGGACCCUCCUCCUCCUCCGCCGCGAUUAGUUCCGACGGGGUAUCCCUCAUCUCGCGGCUCAUCUCCCGCAUCUGGACCGUCCUAUCGCUCCUCACCUUCAGCCCCUUCUCGAAGCUCUCCACCAGCGAUUUCACCGGCGCCACGCCGAGCUGGACCUUGGCGUUUUUGGGCUCGUCCGAGUCGUACUCGUUCCCGGCCGAGCCGUCACAGGCUCGACUCCGAGUCCAAGAGAACGUCAAGCGGUUUGCCCGCAACUACGCAUCACUCUUCGCCCUCUUCUUCGCCUGCUCUCUAUAUCAGUUGCCAUUAGCUCUUGCCGGUCUCAUCUUGUGCUUAGCCUUGUGGGAUGCGUUUAAAUUAAGCAGUGAUCGGUGGGGAUUUGAUCGGUAUCCCGUAAUAAGACAAACUUUGAUUGGCAUUGCUCAAUGUGCCACUGUAGUGAUUCUAUUCAUUUCCAAGGUCCAAUUAGCAGUCUUCUGCGCAAUUGUCGUAAGCUACGCAGUCAUGAUAUUACACGCCUCAUUUAGAAAGUUGACCCCAUCAAACCCACCUGCUCCAAGAGGUGAUCACCAGAAAACGGCCAGAAAAUAA
Striga hermonthica is the source of this 771-nucleotide messenger RNA. The record is from the annotation of a GenBank genome assembly. NCBI's taxonomy places the organism in Eukaryota, Viridiplantae, Streptophyta, Magnoliopsida, Lamiales, Orobanchaceae.